AGGUGUGGAAUAUAAAACAAGAACCGAUUGGGGAUUAACGGAUCUGAGAGGCAGAGAGAGGGAGAGCGAGAGCAGCAGUUCUCAUGGUAAUGAAGGCAGGACUACUGAGAUUCAGUUCCACUCCUAUUAUUGAGGUUGACGCACAUUAGUAAUAGCUGGGCAUAAAAGACUCAGGCAGAAGAUGAGCCUUCGAUGUAUUUAAGGAACUCUUUAAACAUCGCUCUUUGAGUCUGUCCAUUGAAAAGAUCCUUAAUUAUGAAACAUUUCAUGAAUCAUACUAGGCUAUCACAACAGGGCCACACACUGACAUUUACUGUAAUUGAGAUUAACACAGCACAUCCACACACAUGCUGCUGAAAGACCGCAAGAGCUUAUGAAUACAAACAGAUGCAAGAGAAGAUAAAGAGAGGGGUGUGGGGGAGGAGAGAGAAAGAUCAAAUUGGCAGAGGAGAUGUUCUGCAUUAUCCGGCUGUAAUAACUAGUGAAAGGAGGAAAGCAGGUGAGGGAUAAAACAAUGUGUUAAAGGAAGAUGGAGAGAGGGGGAAAGAUGACUGGAUGAGCCGCGAGGGGGCGUGGUCAGGGUCUAAAUGAUCUGUGCGACAGUUGCUGGAGAGGAGGAGGCAGGAGGCUGUGUUGCAUGCAGUGCGGGGGUGUAAGAACGCAGGAAUAAUCGGAGCGAGAGACGGCAGCAGCAGCAGCAGGCAGUGUGGAUCCCUUCUGUGGAUGCUGUUUGCCUUCAUACCUGGAAACAGAGGAUCAUGAACGCAGCACAAGAGGAUUGAUAGCGUAAAACACACCUUGCUGGAAAGAAACAGACGCACAGGGUAAAAGGCAAGUGGACUGUGCACGGUUUCUGGCACGAGGGACAGGUUUGGGACAGAUGAGGCAUUGAUGCAUUCUUUGCAUGCGUUGCCCAGAAGCGUCUGGAUUUGGCAAGCAGCGCAUGUCUCUGUGCAAUAAACAGCGCGGCAUAUCACUUUAGCCGGUCAUCUGGAUUUUUCUGGAUUUUUCAUCUGGAGUUUUUUUAAGCGACAGUAGUAAAUAGGAUUUCUUCUUUCUCUUUAUUAUUGCCUGUGUUCAAUUUACCAGCCUGCAACCAUUCAGGUGUGCAAGGUGUUUAUUUGUAGAAGGCCAAGCCAAAAACAAUAGUGCAGACAAGUGUGUGUUUGAAAUUGUGUCAACCGAAUGUUUUUAUUCAGUGGCACAGGAGCUCUUGCACACAGAUGCGAAGGUGUCGAAGGAUUGCAUUGCAUUACUGAUGCAAGUGUGGCAGUUAUUGAAUCCGCACGUCACUUCGAUGAAACAUUGCGUUCGGACCUGUGUUGGACCUUUCUGUCACUGGGAAAUUAAAUGUAUUCCUUAAAUGUCUUCGUUUUCGAACGUUUGUCCCGUGGAUCGAAGACAAUCAUAUCUUUUGAGGUUUCUUCAGCAAAAGAACACGUGACGUUUUAAAGACAACGAUUUUGUACCGAUUUUGAAGUUGUUGAAGUCUCGUCAAAGUGGGGAUCAUUUGGCCCCUGGGGGUCCGGGUCCCGGCUCCGGCCCCCGCCCCCAAUCCCAAAAUGCGUCGCUCGAGCACAGAUGAAACGCCGUACCGCCGCAGUCCUUCGUUAGACAGCAAGUUAGGCUCGCCUCCUCAACGUUACAGCGGGGAGUACGAAUACCACAGCACGCCGUUUGUCUUUGGCCUUCGAACACCAGGGUCCAAAAAAGCUCAAGCCAGCUACACAACAGCGCAGGGCAGAAAAUAUGUGGUGUUUUACCUGGACCUGUCCUUCAUCUUCCUACUAGAGCUGCGGCGCUGCAGGAUGGCCGAGGGCUGUGUGAGGGCCCUGAGAUACGCGAUGGUUUUCUUCAACCUGCUCUUCUGGCUCGGGGGUUGUGGGAUACUUGGAGUUGGAGUUUGGCUGUCCAUUACCCAGGGAAACUUUGCUACACUCUCAUCCUCACUGCCGUCACUUUCUGCUGCCAAUCUCCUCAUCGCCGUCGGCACCAUCAUCAUGGUGAUUGGCUGUCUGGGGUGUGUGGGUGCGGUCAAAGAGAAUCGUCCGUUACUCCUGAGUUUCUUCAUCCUGUUGCUCCUGCUUCUGCUACUGGAGAUUCUGUUCAUCAUUCUCUUCUUUGCUUAUCAAGAUCAGAUUGAUCUGUAUGCUCAGAGUGAUCUGAAGAAAGGUUUACAGCUCUUUGGAACAGAAGGAAACAUCGGCCUGACCAACGCCUGGAGUAUCGUCCAAACAGACUUUCGCUGCUGUGGAGUGAAUAAUCACACAGAUUGGUUUCAUGUGUACAAUGCCACUCGAGUGCCGGACUCGUGUUGUCUGGAGUACAGCGAUAACUGCGGCCUGGAGAAUCCUGGCACCUGGUGGACCGCUCCAUGCUAUGAGCGGGUAAAGGGAUGGCUUCAUGAAAAUCUGGUGGCUCUGUGGAUUUUUGCUCUGUGUUUGGCUCUAACACAGAUUCUGGGUCUGGUGUUCUCCAUGACUAUGUUCUGUCACGCAGUGAAAGUGGACACGUUCUAUGCAUAAAAACAUGACUGAGAGCAGCACUGCCACACAGGACCAAAUCAUUUCAGAUCUUCAAACAACACGCAACACUGUAAAGGCGAAUUCACACGGAUCCGACAAACACCAACAUUCUAACAUUCUCAUUGACAUUGAUCCAACGUGGGAUGCCAACAGGGAUUUCACACUGAUCAACAAACUCAAAUAAACACAAUUUUUAUAGUGCCAGUAUAAUGAGUCAAUUAAAACAAACUGAUCUUUAUUGUGAAUAAGGACAUUUACUUUUACUGUUGUUGUUAUCAUUCAGAACUGUCCUCUUUUUGUCAUAUACUGGCUGUAUUCUGAUAAAUCCAGAUCUGAAGAGAUCAAACACCUUUUGAAGGAUAGGUGGAGCGCACUUGAUUGGCUGAAAGGUUUAUUAUUAUUAUUAUUCAUGUGUUCAUCAUGGAGACAGACAGAUGAAUAACCAAUGGUGUUAUUUUAUACUUGUAUGAAUACAUAUUACAUAUGAUAUGCAUUACAUCCAUUUAUAUUUAUUCUGAGUGGGCUUGAGUUCACAUUUAAUUAAGAUCCCAAUUUUGUAUUUCUGACUAAAAAUAUGACGUCAGUUUUUGAAGAACCAUUUUUAAGAGAAAUGUUGGUAACACUUUACAAUAAGGUGCUAUUUAUUAACAAUUAGUUAAUGCAUUAGCUAAAAUGAUCUAACAAUGGACAAUACUAAUACAUCACUUAUUAAUGUUCAUUCAUGUUCAUUUCAGCAUUUACUAAUACAUUAUUAAAAUCAAACAUGGUCACUGUUAACAUUAGUUAAUGCCCCAUGAACUAACAUGAAUAACUGUAUUGACAUGAACUAACAUUAACAAGGAUUAAUAAAUUCUGAAAAACUAAAUUGUCCAUUGUUAUCUAAUGUUAGCUAAUGCAUUUACUAAUGUUAACUAAUAGCACCUUAUUGUAAAGUGUUACCGAAAUGUUUAAGUAAUGAUGUGGAAACGAACACAGCAACAUGUGAGCUAAAUGAUCUACAGUAGCCCCAUGAAGACAAAGUCUAUUAUUUCAGCACAGAGAAGUGCAAGCCAUUGUUUGCCCCCCCACACAGUAACAAAUACUGUCAUCACUUACUCACCCUCUUGUCAUUUCAAGCCUGUAUGACCAACUUUCUUCCGCAGAAAAUAAAAAGAUAUUUUGAAGAAUGUUGUUAACUGGCACCCAUUCACUUGCAUUGGUUUUGUGACUGUACAAUAGAAGCGAAUGUGUGCCGUUGCUGUUCGGUUACCAACUUUUGUGUUCUGCGAAAGAAAGAAAGUCAUUCAGGUUUGAAAUGACAGGCCGGUGAGUUUAAAUGACAGAAUUUUCAUUUUGGUGUGAACUAUCACUUUAAACUCAAUGCAGUGAUAAAAACAGAGAAAAUAGCAAACUUUACAGUCAAUCAAACGGUUGCUUAUUUAAAGUCGACUGGGAGAUGAGAAAAAACCCACCUGGUCUGAAUGUCAUUGCAAUGCAUCCUAAAAUAUUUAACAAAUGAUGCUCAAGCCUCAAACACUUUAUAAUUUUAAAGCUAGCAAGAUUUGAUCAUUUAUUUUGUGAGGGGUGCUUACAGUACACUUGCUUUGAUAUUUUGCAAGGACAUUCAGACAUGUUAUAUUGUCCAGAUUCUUCCUGGAAUCACUGCAAACUCAAGCUGCGGAGAUCUGCAGUAGCUGUUGAGAUGUGAAGAGAAACAUCACGGGGCGCUUUCCCGGACAGGCCUUAAGCUAGUUCCAGACUAACAAUUUACACUGACAUAUCAUAAAUUAUGAUAAAUAUGAUAUCGUGAAAUACAAUCAGUGUCGUCUCAAGAUUCACACCAAUGUUUUUUGUUGAAUUAAAUAUCCUAAUUUAACUAUAAGGGCAAGUCCUGGCUCAAGCUGAACCUUGUCAGGGAAACCACCCCAAAACAUUCAGCUCUGUACACAGAAUGACAGAUCAUAUUAACAGAAUACAUGAGCACAAUUUCCUUCAAAUAUGGAGGUUUUUUUGUAGUUAUGUAUAAUACCGGAUGAUUUCUACCACACCGCGUAGGAAUACUGCAUCCCACAAUGCAAUGCACUUGACCUUACAUUUCCAGUAUGAUAAGCGAUACAUAAAAUCAACCAAGGUCUUCUCAUUUGCGGAUUAUUUGGUUACUUUUGGCUGCCAUUGAAAGUAUUUUUUAACAUGAAACGUGUUUUAAAUGAAAAAAAAAAUCUGUUUAUGUUACGAUAAUACGACAAUGCAGCAUACUACUGUUUUAAGCAGUGUUGUAUAAGGCUAUACUACUUUAUAAAAAGCAUUAAGCAGAAUCCAGUAUGUGAAGGUUGUAUUAUGAACAGUCAGUAUGAAAGAACUGAUUAUAAACAGAAUUAUGUAUAGAGCUGUGAUGUAAUGAAUAAAACUUUUACAA
Triplophysa rosa is the source of this 4920-nucleotide messenger RNA. RefSeq names its product tetraspanin 4a (gene tspan4a). The record is from RefSeq and is a predicted model, not a curated record. The transcript has 7 exons. Bases 1563 to 2525 code for a protein of 320 amino acids. NCBI's taxonomy places the organism in Eukaryota, Metazoa, Chordata, Actinopteri, Cypriniformes, Nemacheilidae. Gene Ontology annotation, cellular component: membrane.